AUGACAUCUGCCCUCGCUCAGACGUUCAACGCGAUCCCACUUCUCGCGGGCACGGUCACGCUUCUUCCAGACGCUCCACAGAGAGGGAGACUGGCAGUCACAGCUCCCUGGAGGACCGCCGAAGAUGCACUCAUAGUGAAAGACCUGAGAAGGACGGACUAUCCUAGUUAUGAGGCCUUGCGCUCGAAACAAUUCCCUAUGGUCGACAUCAACUACAGUAUACUGGUGCCAACACGACAACAGAUGCUUAUACCGAAGGUCGAAAGGCUCGAGGUAGGCGAGAGACCGGUCCUGCUAGCACAGAUAAAUUUGAUCAAAGGUGGCAUGGUCUUGGGAUUCAUCCUCGACCACGCUUUCACCGACGGCGCCGGGUCCUUUACUGUCGCCAGAGUGUGGGCUGCUUACUGUCGGGGUGAAGAUGGGUCGCAGCUUGUCAGCCCUGAUUGCGUUGAUAGAACCCGGCUCAUAGAGGGUGAUGAGAGCGCAAGACUCGAAGACAUCAGAGAAUAUAAAUACCACCCUGAACCAAAAGGUCCGGCUCGGGCGCAAGGCUUUCUCUCUCGAAUGUUUAAAAAUCUGCGCUUGUGGAUCGUUCUUUUUUCUCGUUCACUUCUCGACUUCAGAUUGAAUGCAAUGCACAAUUUACGAGCGGUUCUUCGUGUCGGACCAGCGAACGAGACGUCACGGUCUGAGUCCAACCCAUUGGCAGGAGAAAUGUUCUUUUUCUCCAAAGCAAAGCUUCGAGAAUUGAAGGAAAUGGCAUCAAGACUAGAAGGUGACGAGACGAGUUGGAUCUCUACCAAUGAUGCCCUCGCUUCUUUGAUGUGGUGUUGUGUCACCGCCGCCCACAAGACCAAGAUUCAAAAUCAUUCCGAAUCGAUCAAAGACGAGACCGGGCUCUGCUUCGUCAUCGAUGCAAGACGGUUCGCAAGACCGCCCUUGCCUGCACGCUUCAUCGGCAAUGUUCUCAUCUGGGGAAACAUCAUCAAACCCUUCAGCACUGUCAUUCCUACGGCCAAAGGCGUGACCGAGUGCGCUCACACUCUGCGGCGUAAGAUCAACCAAUACGACGACACCUAUCUCCCACACUUGAUUGGAGCCAUUAAAUCUGUCCCUGACGUCAGCAGAGUGAGACUCGACAGUAUGGGAUUUGAGGGGCGAUACCUUGUGGUCAAUUCCUGGGCGACUCAGGAUCUGUACGAUCUUGACUGGGGCACACUGGUGGGUGGAAGGUGCGAGCGAGUCAGGAUACAUAAGCCACAGUUUGAGGAUUUCUGUCUCGUACUGCCUGAACUGAAGGGUUGCAAAGGAAACGAGGAAGCUGCUGGUUUGGAGGUCAUUAUCAGCAUUAGAAGCAACUACAUGAAGAUGCUGAGGGAGAAUGAGCUUUUCAAUCGCUUCGCGGAGUGGAGAUGCAGUUGA
Letharia columbiana is the source of this 1422-nucleotide messenger RNA. RefSeq lists its product as uncharacterized. The transcript has a single exon. Bases 1 to 1422 code for a protein of 473 amino acids. Gene Ontology annotation, molecular function: acyltransferase activity, transferring groups other than amino-acyl groups. The record is from RefSeq and is a predicted model, not a curated record. Lineage: Eukaryota; Fungi; Ascomycota; Lecanoromycetes; Lecanorales; Parmeliaceae.